This is a messenger RNA of Menidia menidia (Atlantic silverside), 1644 nucleotides long. The record is from the annotation of a GenBank genome assembly. NCBI's taxonomy places the organism in Eukaryota, Metazoa, Chordata, Actinopteri, Atheriniformes, Atherinopsidae.
AUGGAUAACGGAGAGCGGGGAUCGGUUCUUUCCUCACGGAGGGAAUGUUCCGUGAUGAGGCGAAUCCGCAUGCUGGUUCCGGUUGGCUUCAAAGGCGAAAUAAUAGAGUUGUCAAAAUUGUCUGGACCGGUGAUUAUUGCCCAGCUCAUGAGUUUUGCUGUGAGUCUCGUCAGUACUGUUUUCUGUGGUCAUUUGGGGAGGAUAGAGCUUGCAGGAGUCUCUUUGGCCAUAGCAGUCAUCAAUGUGACAGGCGUAUCUAUCGGCACUGGACUGGCUUCAGCAUGUGACACUCUUAUGUCUCAGACCUUUGGCAGCAAUAACCUCCUGAGAGUUGGCGUCAUUUUACAGCGGGCAAUCCUCAUCUUGUUACUUGCCUGCUUCCCCUGCUGGGCCAUACUCAUCAACACGGAGCCCAUUCUGCUGGCCCUCCGACAAGAGCCAGAAGUAGCCAGGUUGUCCCAGAUGUAUGUGAAGAUCUUCAUGCCAGCACUUCCUGCUGCAUUUAUGUAUUCAUUAGAAUCAAGAUAUCUACAAAACCAGGGUAUCAUUUGGCCGCAGGUAAUCACUGGUUUUGUGGUCAAUCUUCUCAACGCUUUAAUCAACUACAUUGUUCUCUUUCCAUUAAAAAUGGGAGUAGCAGGUUCAGCUGUUGCCAACACAAUCUCACAGUUCUCCUUGGCUGGAUUUCUCUAUGUUUUUAUCAUUAUGAAAGGUCUUCACAAAGCCACCUGGGGAGGCUGGUCUAAAGAAUGCCUGCAGGACUGGGGCUCAUACAUCCGUCUGGCCAUCCCUGGCAUGGUCAUGAUGUGUGUUGAGUGGUGGACGUAUGAGAUUGGGGGUUUUCUGGCAGGUCUCAUAAGCGAGGUGGAACUCGGAACUCAAGCAGUUGUGUACGAACUGGCAAAUAUAGCCUACAUGUUCCCCAUGGGUUUCAGCGUGGCAGGUACCGUGAGAGUGGGAAAUGCUUUGGGAGCCGGAGACACCGAGCAGGCCAAGCUGUCUGCCAAACUGACCAUGUUCUGCGCAGAAUCAGUGUCUCUCUGCUUGGCAGUUCUCAUUGGAAGCCUCAAGAAUCAUAUCUCAUAUAUUUUUACAUAUGACGAGCAAAUUAGACAAAGAGUUUCUGACGUCAUGUCUUUUUAUACCCCAUUCAUCCUCCUAGAUGCAAUAUCUGCGGCGUGUGGAGGCAUUAUUAGAGGCACUGGUAAACAGAAAGUUGGAGCAAUUUGCAACAUUUUGGGAUUUUAUGGCAUAGGUUUCCCUCUUGGAGUGCCACUGAUGUUUGCUGCCAAAUUAGGAAUCAUAGGUCUUUGGAUUGGCUUGGUUACCUGUGUAUCACUGCAGUGCAUAUUCCUGAUUUUCUACCUUCUCAGAAUGAACUGGAAGACGGCUACAAUCGAGGCUCAGAUCAGAGCAGGAGUACAUGAGGGCUACACCACUACAAGUCCCCUGCCAGAGGACCAAGGCCGAGCAGACCUUACUACCCUGACUGACAUUGAGGAGGUACCUGCAGUCAAAACGGUGGAAGAUGAGCUCUCCUACAGGACUCUGGUUCUGCAUAGAGGCCUGGCUCUGGCUGUCAUGCUGUUUAUCUUGGCUGCUGGAGUCAUUAUAAACUUGCUGAUUUCUAAUUUGGUUACAUGA